ACAGUUCCUGAGAUAUUUUGUACAUUUGUAGUUGUGUUAGAAAAAUGGCUUUGAAGUUUGUUUGUGCUGUUCUCUUACUGGUAGCAAUGGCGAACGGAAAACCGCAAGGAUAUGGUGGUGACUACAACCAAGGUCGUUCCGUACCAGGGACUCAACACAGUGGCCUAGGUGGAUUCAACCAAGGCCAAGGUUACGGACCAGGCAACCAAGGCUUUGGAGGCGGCAAUCAAGGUUUUGGACAAGGCAACCAAGGGUUUAGGCCUGGAAACCAAGGGUCUGGACCUGGCAACCAAGGGUUUGGACAAGGAAGCCAGGGGUCUGGACCCGGCAACCAAGGGUUUGGACAAGGAAACCAAGGUUUUGGACCAGGAAACCAAGGGUAUGGUCAUGGCAAUCAGGGUGGUCACAGAGGCGGAUACCAGGAGCAUGGCUAUUAGAUGAAGAAUAGUGAAGCGUUUAAUUGCCAACGGCGAAGCGUGAAUAUUAAUUAAUAAACGUGUUAAA
Zerene cesonia (dogface butterfly) is the source of this 504-nucleotide messenger RNA. RefSeq names its product holotricin-3-like. The coding region runs from base 45 to 437 and encodes 130 amino acids. The transcript is spliced from 3 exons. The record is from RefSeq and is a predicted model, not a curated record. Lineage: Eukaryota; Metazoa; Arthropoda; Insecta; Lepidoptera; Pieridae.